This is a messenger RNA of Durusdinium trenchii, 1340 nucleotides long. The record is from the annotation of a GenBank genome assembly. Lineage: Eukaryota; Dinophyceae; Suessiales; Symbiodiniaceae.
GAAUGAGACUAUGACCACGGUGUUUUAGCCAUGGGCUUGCCAUGCGUUGGAUCCUCGCAGCCACCGUGCUAUUGGCUGCACUGCUGGGCGGCUUCAUCGGCCGACAGCUUGCGCAGGAGAAUCUCGAUGCCCUCGAGCUCCCUGACAGCGUCGACCUGUUGAGCCAGGAGCACUUGGCCGCUCGCAGUGCCUAUGAGCGGCUCUUUGGAGAUGGGCUCGGCCUUGAGGGUGGUGAGCCGAUGACAUGGGAGAUCUUCCAAGAACGCUACAUGGCAGCUGCAUUGCGCGAGAGACUCUCCCGGGCGUUCGGGAAAGCUGACCUACCAGACGCGUUGCCGAGUGGCUUUGUGGAGGAGGUCCGAAAGAAGGAUGCCCCGACCACACUGGAUGGCCAGGUGGAGGCACUUCUGGCCCAGAAGCGUCAAUUCCUCGCAGUAAAGGAGAUGCUGCUGGAAGGUAAAGAGGAACAGAGUUUGACUGCUGGCCCAGUUCCUUGUGGCAGUCCUCUCUAUGAUGAGCAUGUAUAUAGCCAAGUUGACGGCUGCAGUGCCAGCGACACGAAGUCACCCUCAUGCGGCCGGUGGAUGCUUCAAGAAGUGGCCAAUGAAGAAGAGGUGGCAGCAAUGAAGGAAACUGUGCUUCAGGCUUUCAAACAUCUUUUCCACGCAGGGCCUAUGACAUCUUUGGCCGUGGAUUCAAAAGCAUGGCCUUUGCUGUCUGCCAAGAUGCUCACCCAGGACUUGCUGCAGCGCUCAAGGCAGGCCAUCUCGGGUGCUUUGGGAAUUGAGUUGUUCUUCAGCGGCGCUUUGCUGGUUCGGCUCCAGAUCCCUCCCAUUGAAGGUGAUAUGCAGCAGAAUUCUAGCCUUGGCGAUGCAUUCGCAGCACACGUUGACAAGGCCAAUGUUGCCUCGUACGACUGGAGCGCCCUACUCUACUUGAGCUCAGCUGGCAUAGACUUUGAAGGUGGUGAGCUGCUCUUCCUCAACACACAGAAGGACAGCGUCCUAGCUCCUGUGGCUGGGCAACUGGCCUUCUUUAGCUCUGGCUUGGAGAAUGUUCACCGUGUGAAGCCCAUGGUGCGGGGCUGCCGGCUGGUGCUGGCCAUGUGGUUCACCUGCAGCCAAAGGCACUCUCAUCCUGACUUAGAAAUCCACGCUGGACAUCUACGGGAGACGUGACCAAGACUCGAGGUUGUUGAGUUGUGAUGGGCCUGGCGGCCGCCAGAAGUUGCAGUAGGGCUGGAAGAAGUAAGGAGCCGUGCAAGUUCAUCCCAUGAAGACCAGAUGGGUAAGCUGCAUGCGGUGCCGUCACUGCAGACAGCUGAUGAACGCGAAGAGGAC